Symbiodinium sp. CCMP2592 is the source of this 765-nucleotide messenger RNA. Lineage: Eukaryota; Dinophyceae; Suessiales; Symbiodiniaceae. The record is from the annotation of a GenBank genome assembly.
AUGGAAGUCCUCCUCCAUCGAGUGGAUCUCCUGCAAUGCGGGGCUUUGCAGCCUGGAACUCUGGAUGUGCUGCCAGUUGGCAAGAAGAAGCAGCAAAAAGUUGCUGUUGGUGACGACACCGGGGUGCUGCAGGUGUUCUACAUAAAAAAAGGAGAGGUUCAGUACGAAUGGAAGUCGGCUCCACUUGGACGCGAGAUCAGCUCUGUGGUUAUACAGCUUGCAAAGGACAAAAUCUUUGUUGGAUGCGGGCAAUCCAUACAUGGCUUCACUCGGAAGGGUAAGGAAUUUGUCAAGAUCAAGACGAACCUUACAGAGACGAUCAACCAUCUCUUCGUGGAGGAGAACAUGAUUUGGACUGGCGGUGAGUACAUCAUGAACAUCUACGACAGCUGCAAAGAUUAUGGCUUCGUGAUGACAAAGGAUCGCAUAAACGAUCUGACCUGUGCGCCAGUGCACAAUGGGGAGCUCCUCAGCACGAUAGUUGCCUGCCAGGACAAAUGCUUGCGAGUCUAUCAGGGGGAGAAGCUCUCACAUGAAUUCGCUGUUGAGGGCUCUGCAACAGCUCUGGGCUUUCAGGGCAUGAAUCCGGUGGACAAUCCCUCGCAUCACGUGGGCGACCCCGUCCAGAUGAUCUAUGGGACAGAACAAGGUGUCAUUGGCCUCUGCUCCCUGGAUGCGAAGUCCAUGCGACGGACUGGAGGCGUUUCCGACAGGCAAUCCAGGCGCAUGAGCUGCAGGGAGUUGCGCGACUGCAGUCCUUGGUGA